AUGACCCAGUUCAGACUCAGGCAGGUCUACGGAUACUUCGAUGCGUAUGACUCUGGGCUCGUGAGCAACUUCAUUGUACCACCUGAGGAGCGUUCGCUCUGCGAUACGUUGCUCCUCGCUGGAGAUUUGCUGUUCGCUGCCCUUUUCGUUAUUGACGUCAGCCUUCGCAUGGUGUUCUUGAAGUUCCAGUUUUGGAAGCAUUGGAUAAACUACUUGGACUUGAUCGUCACCAUCCUCUCCGUUUGCGAGGUUGUCAUAGCAUUGCUGCCGAUUGACGCCUUUUUCUUCCGUUUGGUUCGAUUUGGAAAGCUUUUCAGGACACUGCGAAUGAUGACCAUGACAAGUAUUCUAUCAUCAUUGCAAUUGCUGACAAAGUGCCUCACUGCAAGUGUGGAUAUGCUGUUCUGGACCUUUUGCCUGUUGACCUUCAUGCAGUGCGUGGCCGGGAUCGCUCUCAGCACAUUGUGUCGUCCCUUCAUUAUAGAUGAGAACCAACCGCAAGAUGUCCGGGAGAGUAUCUUUAAAUACUACGGCACCUUUACCCGAAGCAUCCUGACGAUGUUCGAAGUGUUAUUUGCCAACUGGGGUCCUCCGUGCCGUGCAUUGACCGACAAUGUGAGCGAGUGGUUCUCUUUAUUUUUCCUCUUCUACCGGUGCGUUAUUGGGUUUGCUGUUCUGAACGUCGUUGGUGCAGUUUUCGUCCAGCAGACAAUGAAGAUGGCAAACUCGGACGAAGAGUUGGCAUUUCGCCAGAAGGAGAGAGAGACAGCAAACUAUGCCAGGAAGGUCCGAAAACUAUUCUCGCACAUGGAUGACAGUGGCGACGGGGCCCUGAGCCACGACGAGUUUGCAAAACUGGUGUCGUCUCCAAAACUGAAGUUUUGGAUGAGCCAGUUGGAGCUUGAGUACCAUGACUUGCUGAGCCUUUUUGAGUUCUUGGACAACGGAGAUGGGCAAAUAACUUUGACCGAGUUCAUCGAAGGAUCCACGCGACUUCGUGGCAGCGCUAAAGCAUUGGAUGUUUGGCGACUGGAAACCAAGGUGGAGUUGCUCUCAGAGGAGAUCUUGAAGGUUUUGCACGCAAAAGAGACUGACGCUGACGUAUCCUCUUACGUCCGAGCUGCCUUCAAGAAUUCUUCGUUCAAGCACAUGAUCACGGCCAACAAAUGA
This is a messenger RNA of Durusdinium trenchii, 1170 nucleotides long. Lineage: Eukaryota; Dinophyceae; Suessiales; Symbiodiniaceae. The record is from the annotation of a GenBank genome assembly.